Messenger RNA from Osmia lignaria (orchard mason bee), 3963 nucleotides. The record is from RefSeq and is a predicted model, not a curated record. NCBI's taxonomy places the organism in Eukaryota, Metazoa, Arthropoda, Insecta, Hymenoptera, Megachilidae.
AUGACUACGUCCUUUUCGGAUCUUCUGCGUGAACAAGAGGAAGUAGCGGGGUGGAUACAAAGAUUCUGGGCUAACGUAUGCAAGUUAGGAAAGGACAAGCUGACGGGAGCGGUUUUAGAGCAGAGACAGGGUUUGCUCAACCGAUACUGGGACACGUUCCUUAGCGGACACCGUAAAUUGAUGAGAUGCAAGGAGGCGAGUUCUAGUUCAUAUGUCAAAGAGGACGCCUUUUCGGUCACAGAAGAAGCUUACCUCGACGCAGCCUCCAUGAUUUCCCAUCACCUGAAAGAGUUGCCGUCCCCUUGCUCCUCGCAUGUUCAACAGUCCAAUAUUGCGCCUCCGCCCCACCCGCAACUGCCUAAAAUUGAUUUGCCGAAAUUUUCGGGCGAUCCGUUACAAUGGGAGAGCUUUCGCGACCUUUUUAAAAGUCUAGUCCAUGACGUCAGCCACUUACCUGACGUACAGAAGCUACUCUAUUUGAAGUCUAGUUUGACAGGUGAGGCCGCCGAGGUCAUUCGGAAUACGCCGAUAACGGACUCCGGCUUCAGGGGAGCAUGGGACGAUCUGGAAGCCCGGUACGGUAACAUUCGUCUGUUAUCGUUUUCCCAUCAUCGAGCGCUCCUCUUGUGCCCACCAGCCCUGCAGCAGUCAGCUGGCGAAUUGAAGCGGCUUUUAGACACUUUCCGCCAGGCGAUUAGGGCGUACGUUACACUGAGGAAACCCGUUACUUCAUGGGAUGAGUGGUUUGUAUACUUACUAAGCCAAAAGCUUGACAAAACUACUCACCUUGCUUGGGAGACUUCUUUGGCGGAUAGCCGGGAAAUCCCGCGGUUCCAGCAAUUAUCGCAGUUCUUGGAGAACCGGAUCCAAGCUUUAGGCGCUGCAGGCAUGACGGACCCAUCACUCCACGCUGUGUCGCCGACCAGCUCAAAGGAAAUCAAACCUAAAACAAAAGGAGGAGCAUCAGCAAAAGGCGUUAACUCUAACGUCUUAGCCGCAGCAUCAAAGUCGCCCCCGGCCCGGAAAUGUCCGGGGUGUUCGGGCACCCACGGUCUAGGAUUUUGUUAUAAAUUCAAGGCGCUGUCGCCGGCAAAACGCAAGGAGCGCGUCCAACAGCUGAAGGCCUGCCUGAGCUGUUUGAAUGUAGGACACGAAGUGGGUAAGUGUCCGUCUAAACAAGUCUGUUUAGCUUGUAGCAAGCGACACCAUACGUUACUGCACGAGGCGCUGACGGCUCCACCGGCAAGCGCACCAGGCCGUGAAGGCGGACAGCCGGCACGAGAAGACGCUGCCUCGACGUCUGACGACGCAACUCAGCAGGUGACUACCCUCUCUCUAUCGGUUGGCUCAAAAGCCGUGGCCUUACUCGCAACCGCCAAGGUGAGAUUGGAGGCGCCAUCAGGAGAAACCGUAGAGGUCCGAGCCCUUCUGGACACCGGCUCCGAUACCUCUCUCGUCUCAUCGUGGGUCGCUCAGGCGCUACGUCUUCCACGGCGGGCGGUGCGAGUGGCCAUCUCAGGCGUUAAGGACAAUGAGGUUGGACACGCGACCGGAGAGGUAUCACUUGUAGUUCGACCCCGACACCCCUCGGACUUCCGAUUACCAGUUCGUGCGUUGGUACUCCGCAAACUAACGUCGUUGCUCCCGAGCAAACGCAUCGUGGCAAAGUCUUGGCCGCAUAUUACCGGUCUCACGCUUGCUGACCCCGAGUACGGAGUUCCGGCUCGGGUAGAUUUACUUUUAGGUGCGGAUGUUUGCGGAACGCUCUUUGGUGACGACUCGCGCAGAGGGCCAGAGGGUACUCCAACAGCGAAACUCACCCCCUUUGGCUGGGUGCUUAUGGGACCAGCCUCCGACGACAAACCCAAGGCGGAGACGGCCGCUCGGGUUCUUCACUGCCACGGCGAGGACUCCACAAGCCAACUCCUCCAGCGGUUCUGGGAGCUGGACGAGAUUCGAGAACGGGCUCCAAUGUCACAAGAAGAGGAAAAGUGUGAGCGUCACUUCCUUGACACCCAUGCUCGAGAUCCAUCGGGACGCUACGUGGUGCGCCUUCCCUUCGUAAAGGACCCGCGGACUGCGCUGAAGUCCAACAGGACGACGGCGUUGAAACUCCUCUUCAAUUGUGAACGACGCCUAUCCUCGGAUGCUACGCUGAAAGAGCAGUAUCGAAAUUUUAUGAUGGAGUACCUGACCUUACAGCACAUGCAGGGUGCACCCGAAGAAGCGGAUAAAGGGCCUGCGCAUUACCUGCCACACCACGCCGUACGCAAGCGUCACGAUCCUUCUGCCAAGUUACGGGUCGUUUUUAAUGCUUCUUUUUGUACAGCCACGGGCCAAUCGCUAAACGACUGCCUCGCCACUGGUCAGAAGCUCCAGGCUGACCUGUGGAUGGUAUUGACCCGCUGGCGACUUUUUCGGGUCGUAUUCACCACGGACAUUGUCAAGAUGUUCAGACAGAUCCGAGUCCAUUCAGAGGAUACUAAGUGGCAAAGCAUCCUUUGGCGCGCCACUCCCGACGAACGAGUGCAGGACUUUCGGCUUACAACGGUGACGUAUGGCACGGCGUGUGCGCCUUUCCUAGCUUUACGGGUACUUGCCCAGCUGGCGAACGACGAAAGCAGCCGAUUUCCCCGAGGAGCUUCGGUGGUGCGUCGACACACUUAUGUCGAUGAUAUUCUCACCGGGGCGGAUGAUGUCAGCGAGACCCUGGCUUUGAAAAGAGAAGUGGUGGCAAUUUUCAAAGCUGGCGGUUUCGAACUAAGCAAAUGGGCAUCUAACAUACCGGAAAUUCAAGAAGCCGACUCUUCUAAUACGCGCCUGUUUCAGGAAUGGUCCGGCAUCAGCACACUAGGCGUGAACUGGAAUCCUAGGGAUGAUGCCUUCUCCCUUCGAGUCGCAGCCGCUGAGCUGGUGAGAGAAUGCACCACCAAGAGGUCUAUCCUUUCGGAAAUCGCAGGCCUCUUCGACCCACUGGGCUGGGCGGCGCCGGUCCUAGUCGUGGCCAAGAUUUUAAUGCAGGACCUCUGGAUCCUUGGAGCGGACUGGGAUCAGCAAUUGCCAGAGAACGUCUGCACUAUGUGGCAGCGCUUCAGAGGCUCCCUGCCGCAAUUGGAUACCCUGAAGAUCCCACGCUGGACAUUUGCCUCAUCAGAGCCGUCCACCCAGAUGGAACUUCACGGUUUUUGUGACGCCUCGCAGCGAGCUUAUGCGGCAGCGGUGUACCUGCGGGUCAAUAACAAUGGGUUGGUAACGACCUCGCUUUUGGUCGCAAAAACUAAGGUGGCCCCGGUAAAGACUAUAACAAUUCCGAAGUUGGAACUGUGUGGAGCCACCUUGUUAUCUAAAUUAUUGAUUCGGGUCAAAGAAGGCAUUAAUAUGUCUGGCCCGACCAUCGCGUGGACGGAUUCAAGUGUAACCUUACACUGGAUCCGCGGCCAUGCAUCUCAAUGGAAACCCUUCGUUGCCCAUCGAGUCUCCGAUAUCCAGCACGAGAUACCGGCGGACAAUUGGCGGCACAUCCGCUCUCCGGACAAUCCAGCGGACUUGGCAACCCGAGGAAUGAGCCCAGCCGAGCUCGUCGACUCCGAUAUCUGGUGGCACGGGCCGAAAUGGUUGACGGAACAGCCUGAAUUCUGGCCGGCGACCUUUCCGGAGUCCAACGAGGGAAUAGAGGCAGAGAGAAGAGGAGCCACGGUACACGUCGUCAAGGAGAAAUUACAGCAUCUCCAACAGUUUCCGAAGUGGCGUCGUUACCGGGAGAAUUUGGAAAUCGGCAGCCUGGCGCUUAUCCGGGACGACUUACAGCCACCAGCAAAGUGGUUGAUGGGACGCGUCACCGAACUACACCCAGGACCUGAUGGAUGCGUUAGAGUGGUAACUCUACGCACUGAAAAGGGCACUGUUAAGAGGCCAAUCGUCAAGCUGUGCCCCUUACCAGUAUCGCCAACCGACGCCUCUUAG